CGUCAACACUGAACGUCCUUGAAGGCUUGCAGUCUGAUUACUGGCACGGACUAGACGACAUCUCUCGGACAAUACCUCUUCGUGCCACUCUCAAAUUAAGGCAUCAUGUCUAGAAACGACCGCAACUCUGGAACAGUCAAGAUAUCGCAUGUUGAAAAGUUGCUUCCGAACAUCUCCGAGGAACAAUUGGAGUCAGACAACCUAUCGCCCGAGGAAUGGGUGAUCUUCUGGGAGGGCUACAGAGGCUGGCUCCGCGCACAUGGGGUAUCUCUGUAUGAUCUGCGGAUUGUGAGCGAGAACAUCCUGUCAGAACGGUGGUAUCCGCCUCCUGUGACAAAUUCUGCUUCAUAUCCCUUCGCCACUCGGCUGGAUUCUGGUACAACCACACCACUCGGGAGGGGUGUACGGGUGAUGCGUUUUGUUUUCCUGCUGUAUCGAUGAUGAUGACCAACCAGCAAUCCCCGCAGUCUAAAUUCGGAUUCGGGCAAGAUCUCGCCGGUCGUGAUGUCUGCAUAAAGUUAACAAUCAGAGGGUCCGCCGAACACCAAAUCAACAAAUACCUUCUUGAGCAAUCGAGCACCAAUUCACAAGCGCCGUUUCCUUACGUGCUUCCUGCGGUGGCAGUUAUUGACUCUCCCUAUCACUUCUCCUUCAUAGUCAUGCCACUGUGGGGCACUGGCUUCCGGGUGCGAUCGUUUGAUUCUGUGCGCCUUAUGUUGAUCUUCAUCCGGUGCCUCCUGACGGGCCUGUCGUAUUUACAUAGUCAUCGGAUAGCUCACCGAGAUAUCCGACAGACUAACGUCUUAGUUGAUGGCUACUGCCCUGAGUUAGAAGAAACCCAGUCGAUAGUCAUCGUCAAGGAGCACGUGACUUCUCCUGACGUGGCCUUCUGCUUUUUCGACUACGAUCUCGCCAUCCAACUGCCAAAAGACGUUUCUCUAAGGGACGCGCGUAGACCAGCUUGGGAAGGGAACCGCGGUUCCCUCGAAUAUCAUCCGCAUGAUAUCUCUCUCGCACAACCGGAAUACAAUCCGUUCGCAUACGAUGUUGCAUGCUUGGGAAAUUUGUUUUUGCACCACUUUACUGAUGCCAUACCAGUGGUGCCGCAAUUGGCACCUCUCUUUUCCAGGAUGACGACGCAUGUCAUCAACGAGCGCUUCACCGCUGCUGAAGCUUUAUCCUUCUACGACGAGAACCUCUCUCGACUACCAGACGAUUUACUUGCGCAUCCUCUGGCUCUAUCCACAGGCUUUGAGCAGUUGUGGGACCCAGAUGUGUACUGGUCUCUUCUUGCUCCACAAGAUCGUCAGCGGUGGCAAUUGUAUCGGGUGCCGCCCAGAUCCUGGGGUCAACAGCUCUUAGCCUGGGUAGUUGAAACUGAGAUGGGGUGGAGGAUUAUCCGGGGUCUUCGCCGGAUACUCAAUGUCUAGACCCUCGACGUCUCCUGUACUCGGUUUCCUAGUACGCUAGAAUUUGAUUCAUU
Molecule: messenger RNA, 1483 nt
Organism: Dichomitus squalens LYAD-421 SS1
Lineage: Eukaryota; Fungi; Basidiomycota; Agaricomycetes; Polyporales; Polyporaceae
Exons: 6
Coding region: 441-1430 (329 amino acids)
Biological process (GO): protein phosphorylation
Molecular function (GO): ATP binding; protein kinase activity
Source: RefSeq, a predicted model, not a curated record